This is a messenger RNA of Diospyros lotus (date-plum), 1312 nucleotides long. RefSeq names its product transcription factor bHLH113-like. Gene Ontology annotation, cellular component: nucleus. NCBI's taxonomy places the organism in Eukaryota, Viridiplantae, Streptophyta, Magnoliopsida, Ericales, Ebenaceae. Gene Ontology annotation, biological process: regulation of transcription by RNA polymerase II. The transcript has 5 exons. Bases 130 to 888 code for a protein of 252 amino acids. Gene Ontology annotation, molecular function: RNA polymerase II cis-regulatory region sequence-specific DNA binding; DNA-binding transcription factor activity, RNA polymerase II-specific; protein dimerization activity. The record is from RefSeq and is a predicted model, not a curated record.
AGAGAGAGAGGGGGGGGAGGGGCGGGGGGGGAACUCUUUUCAUAGCUCUGUCUUUAUACUCCUUUUGGCUCUCCAAAGAACCUUCCGUCGUUUACUCCCAAAAACCCCAUUCCGGAGCUGCUGGCUUCCAUGGCCGAAAACCGGGGCUUCACCGGCGCCGGCGGCGGGCGCUUCUCCAAGAUGCUCUUCUCCGCCGUCGAAGACGUGGACGUCGCCCUGGACACCGACGGCUGUUACAACUACACCUCCUCUUUCUCCACCGAGAAUCCCCCCAAAAUGCUCUGCUUUUCCGACCACCGCAAUGCAUGCGAGUUUGGCUGCUUCUCCGAAACCGCUCCGAAAUCGGGCCUCACAUGCAGCGACUCGUCCUCCGCCUCUUCCACCGCCGCCGCCGCCGUCUCGUCGUCGAAAUCCAAUAAAAAGCGGAGUGGGCCCGUGCUCGAACCAACUCCGAUCACCACCGUCGCCGGAGCUCCGCCUGGACGCCAGAGCGACUGCAAGAGGGCCAAAUCCGAGAACGGCCAUGGAAAGGCGAAGAGAGAAAAGCUCGGAGAACGAAUCACGGCUCUGCAACAACUGGUUUCGCCGUACGGGAAGACGGAUACGGCAUCGGUGCUUCAUGAAGCGAUGGGAUACAUCAGGUUUCUGCAGGAGCAAGUUCAGGUCCUUUCUUCUCCAUACUUGCGCCGUCUUCCCCCUCCUCCUUCCCUCAGCCUGCAAGAAAAUGGAGGGAAUGGAGAAGACACAGGGGAAGAGCCAAGAAAGGAUCUGAGAAGCAGAGGCCUGUGUUUGGUCCCAAUUGAGUCCACUACCCGUGUUGCCAACGACAAUGGUGCUGAUUUCUGGUCCCCUGCCAUGGUCAACUAUUUCCCACCAACUCGCGGAUAAACAAACAGGGGGCUUUGAACUGUGAAUUACAGAGGGUGGGAGAAGGGUAUUUCUGGGAUUUUGCUAUCGGAUAAAAUGUCUGUUUUGCCACCACCUUUUUCCGGGUGGGGAGGAGGUGAAGAAGGGUGUUCUGGGGGUUCUUUUGUUUUUUUUUUUUUUUGGCGGGGGGUGGGUUCUGGCACUUCCGGCGGUGGCUGAUGGUGGCGGGUGGAGCAUGGCUUACAUUACAUCUGGGUUUGGGACCUUUGUUAUGAUCUAGGCAUUGUCAAAUACCAAUACCGAUGCUAUCUGGGAAACAGGGCUUGUGUCCCUUUUACAGUUGGUUUCUUCCUUUUCCGAGUAAAUCUCUAUAGUUUGGUUUUGGAAGCUCUGUUUAUUUUAGUGAAAAUCAUAUUAUAGAAAAAAGACUCAUUGGUCGUGCCCA